This is a messenger RNA of Papaver somniferum (opium poppy), 669 nucleotides long. RefSeq lists its product as uncharacterized. The record is from RefSeq and is a predicted model, not a curated record. NCBI's taxonomy places the organism in Eukaryota, Viridiplantae, Streptophyta, Magnoliopsida, Ranunculales, Papaveraceae. The coding region runs from base 1 to 669 and encodes 222 amino acids. The transcript has a single exon.
AUGGCAGGAGAUAAAAAGACAAUCCAUCCGGCGUUUGCUAUCAACAACAUCAAAAUCGUAAUCCCUAUUAUCCUAGACAUCAAACAGGAUGAAUACUCAUCUUGGGUUUUUCUGUUUGAACUCCAUCUUCAGGCUCAUCGCCUUCUUUUUCUCAUCAACGAAGACAAACCCCCUGCAGAUGUUGACGCCGACACCGUGCUCCAACUCGACGCUCUCUGUCGACAGUGGAUGUUCUCCACCAUGGCCAAGGAUUUAAUGCUUACCGUCCUCAAAUCUGGCAAAACUGCUAAAGAACUUUGGGAUCAUCUUAAGAAGCUUUUUCAAGACAACAAAGGUAACCGCGCUGCGACUCUUGAACGUAAGUUUGUCAAUCUUAAGUUUAUUGAUUGCAAUAGUAUUGAUGAUUACUGCGAUAAGCUAAAAUCCCUGUCCGAUCGAUUACUUGAUCUUGACUUUCCCAUGGAUGACAAACGCCUUGUGAUCCAACUUUUCAACGGCCUUCCGGAGGAAUACAACACGGUAGCAUCUUUUAUCCAACAAUCAAUGCCGACGUUUGAUGCCGCUCGAUCCCAGCUGCGUACCGAAGAGAUUCGACGCUCCCAACAACAAUCACAGUCUGCACCUACGGCUCUUGCCGCUGCAGCUCCAACCACAGAUCGCAACAACUAG